AUGGCUUAUACUUUUUGAAUAGGUAUCGAUCAGGAAAUAGAAGAUUUUGAUGAGGAACUUAAUCAGAUUAUGAAUGAAGAAGACGAGAACAACAGGGAUUGCGAUGAGACCCAAGAUGCGAUGAUUAUAAUCAACAAUGGGACGAUUGCUGGUGAUAACUCCCGAAAUCUCCAAUCUGUGAUGUCCCUCUCUAGAUUCACCAGCGAUAUUUUCCAAGGUGGAGACAAGCUCAAGGACUCUACAGUUUUAAGUCCAAGGGAGAACAAAUAAACUGUUAGAGUUGUUAGGAGAGAAACAACAGAGCACAAAUAAUGCUAAAGAUAAUACCAAAGGACCACAGUUUUACCCUAAGCCUGAGGAAGAUGAGACCUCUAUCAAGACAGAAGAAAAGCAUGAGAAUCAGAAUUCCUUAUUGAUGACACUGGGCAAUGAUGAGCUUAACUGGCUGAUGAAGGAGCUCGCUUCAGGGAAUAAUGAUGUUAGCAGUGGUCUUGUGGGUGAUACGAUAAAUGACUGGGAGAAUGAAGCCAACCAAGCGUAUGGUAGGGAGCCGUAUGAUAUGGGAGAUGCAGAAGAGAGCAUGACCGAGCUUGAGAAUGAGAUUUUGAAGCAAAUGAACCUCAGCACGAAUUAGAAUAAUAUUUUA
Moneuplotes crassus is the source of this 646-nucleotide messenger RNA. Lineage: Eukaryota; Ciliophora; Spirotrichea; Euplotida; Euplotidae. The record is from the annotation of a GenBank genome assembly.